AUGCCUCCCAAGGCCGCCGCCGAGAAGACGGGCAAGGUAUUCACUGCCGAUGUCGUCGCCGCCGUCCUCUGCAGCACUGGCACCACCAGCCUGUCCAACAAGAACUACGAAAUGAUGAGUGCGCUCGACGGCGUCAAGACUGCCAGUGGUUUCCAGCAUGACUUUCGUUCAGUACUCGCCAAGGCCAAGGAGCUCAAAGCGCGUCUCGAGUCUGGCGAGGAGUUCGAGCCGGUUCUGCCUGCUAGCAAGCGUGGUCAGACUACCCCGGUAACCCUAAAGGCAACCCCAAAGAAGAGGAAAGACAUGUCUUCCGGCUCUGAGGAUGCCACACCAUCCAAGAAAAAGACGGCAACUCCAAAGUCGCGCGGCAAGAAGAGUCAGACCCCCGUAGAGGAGACCAUGGAUGAAGGUUUCCCCGAUGAUGCUGAGGAGUUCAUCAAGUGCGAGAAGAAGUGGGAGGACGAGGUCUUCGCUUAAAGCGGUCAGGCUUGAGUUUGAGGAUAUGGACAGAAUGUGGCAUGGCAUGAAAAAGUUUGUGGUCUGCAGACU
Alternaria rosae is the source of this 549-nucleotide messenger RNA. RefSeq lists its product as uncharacterized. The record is from RefSeq and is a predicted model, not a curated record. The coding region runs from base 1 to 477 and encodes 158 amino acids. The transcript is spliced from 2 exons. Lineage: Eukaryota; Fungi; Ascomycota; Dothideomycetes; Pleosporales; Pleosporaceae.